This is a messenger RNA of Nerophis lumbriciformis (worm pipefish), 5841 nucleotides long. It is a transcript of the gene aspnat, whose product is annotated as N-acetyltransferase 8-like. Lineage: Eukaryota; Metazoa; Chordata; Actinopteri; Syngnathiformes; Syngnathidae. Gene Ontology annotation, cellular component: mitochondrial membrane. Gene Ontology annotation, molecular function: L-aspartate N-acetyltransferase activity. The record is from RefSeq and is a predicted model, not a curated record.
CCGGCCAGCCUUGGUCGCCAGAAUCGCUCAGGGUUGCAGCACAGCCACCCCCAUCCAUCCCUUCCUCUUCCGUCUUCUCCCCCAUCCAUCUUCAUUUUUGAGCAGGGACGCCAUCCUCACAUUCACUGUGUACAAAACGUGCCUGCUUGGUUUUUUUGCAUGCAUUGUUCGUCUCCCAAAAUGGUUUGCGAGACUAAAAUAGUAGCGGAUGAACACGAUGCUAUACCUGGGAGCAAAAAGGAGGCGCCCAUGAUGUGGAGCGCCUCCGCGUCCGGCCCGAGUGAGGCCAAAGACGCGCGGCGGGACGCGGUCUUCAUCCGCGAGUUCGAGCGCGGCGACCAGGAGGAGGUGCGGCGCAUCUUUUACGAGGGCAUCAUGGAGAGGAUACCGAACACUGCGUUUAGGGGGCUCCGGCAGCAAAGCAGAACCCAGUUUUUGUACGCUCUUCUCACAGUAAUGUGCUUUUCUAUGACCAAAUCCUUCACACUGACCUGCUGCGCCCCGCUCGUCCUCAUGGGCGCUCGCUACUACUACAGCUGGAAAGUCAUCCACAGCUAUCUGGAUCACGCCCUGCACACCGACAUGGCUGACAUUGAGGCCUAUUACAUGAAACCCACAGGCUCUUGUUUCUGGGUAGCAGUGCUGGACGGAUGUGUCGUGGGCAUCGUGGCGGCACAAGGCCGUGAGGAUGACAACGCGGUGGAGCUGCGACGCAUGUCCGUGGAUUCUCGUUACCGCGGCAAAGGCAUUGCCAAGGCCCUGGGUAGACGUGUUCUGGAGUUUGCGGUGCGCAACAACUACGGCUCCGUGGUACUGGGCACCACAGCCGUUAAGAUGGCCGCCCAUAAGCUGUACGAGUCGCUCGGCUUCCGCCGAACAGGCCAGAGCGAUGACUACAGGCUUCCUGGUAUGAGCCGCUCGGCACUGGAGAGGCUCUUCUUCCAGAUCCGAUACAGCCGGUACCGCUUGCAGCUCCGUGAGGAGUGAGAGGUGAAAGGGAGAGAUGGAGGAAGAAAGGGACAGAGAGAGGGAGCGACGACCCCCUCCCAUCCUACAUCUGAGAGCCCCUCCUCUCUUCUGACAGCUUUUAUUUAUUUCUUUUAGGCAUAAUUACAUACGUUUUCAAUUUUUCAGUCACUAACAUCGACAAUACUUAUGUUGUCUUUAUAGUAUUGUUUGACAUUCCUUUUUGUUUUCCUCCAUUUUCAUUAUUAUCAAUCUGUUUUGGCAUCCUUACUACCUUUUUCUUCCUUCCAUCCGAGAAAAAUCAGCAUUAGUUGUGGACAUCACAUGAUCAAUACCCUCAUUCUUCACUAUUCCCGAGUGAAUCCCCCCCACACGCACAACACGCCCUUCCCUGAUUGGUCCGCUGCAAGAUGCAUCAGGCAGGUUUAGACUCAGCUAAGAGAGGAAAAGGGGUGAGGGGUGGGGGGACGUGGCUUCCCUGAAUAUGUAUGGUGUGUGUACUUGGUCCACACAUAUCACAUAAUUUGGCUUUCGACGCCAUAUUAAAGCAGAGCAAAGAGUGUGACCACCAUGGUGAGGAAGACAGAUAGAAGGAUGAGCACAGUGGGUGCAUCAUUCAUCUCUCUCACCAUUUUGGUUCUGGUCUCUUGAGCUGCCCUAAUACACAAUUCAACAUUUAUUCAAAUAAUAUAAUAAUAACAAUAGUAUUACUGGACAGCAUUAUUUAUAGUACUAUAUGUUGCAAUAUGCAAUUAUCUGCCAGAUAAAGCAACAGAGGCUUUUAAACCACACUGACAUGGGAUAGUAGAGACAUGACAACGAGCAAUAUUUAUACAACUUCAGCACAAUAAAGCCAGCAGAGUUCAUGAUCUAACCUAAAAUGAGUCAACUAUCAAAUGCAUACAAAUAUAAAAACGACAUCUCCCUUCCUCCCGUUCACAAAACUGUCUGCAACCCUGGGCCGAGACCCUACACCCCCAUAACCACUAACCUUUGACCCUGACCCCACCCAUUUCCCACCAUCUCUGCAUGAGAUACAACGCCUUGCUGCACUGCUUUUAUUAUGAAAGCUUACUGGGGCCCCUAGAACUUUACUCAAACCCUCAGAUGCUAUCUGGGCAGUUUGAUGUUCUGCUGCCUCCAGGUCGGACUAUUGACUGGAUGUAUGAGUGUGUGAGUGUGUGCACACUCACCAAAAGCAACGCUGCCUGGAUGACAUCUUGCCCGCCUGCCAAGCAACUGCGGAAUGCAAAAAGCAAUGCAAUGUGGCAUGCCUAAGUACCCAGUGUGAGCAGCGCCUACCCUGUGGCGGGGAGAAAAUCAAUUAAUAUAUAUUUAUAUAUGCCAUAUAUAAAUAUAUAUGUACGGUAUGUGAAGAAAAAGUAUUGUUACUUUUUUUUAGAUUUUCAAUAAUAACAACGUGAAACAUUUGCAUGAAAAAUGUUUUCAAAACAUGGUAAAGGGUGCCAAAUGGUCUAUACACAGCCAGAGCUUGUAAAUCUUUCAAGAGGCUACCAAUUACUAGAGAGUAAUCGUAGCAGCCAGGCAAAUGGUGAAAGGUUUACUGCAGGAUCGUGACAUUCUGUUGCCGGUAGCCAUUUUGUGACUAUCAUGCUGAAACAGUGUUUCUAAAUGAGGCGAAGUGGGGUGGGUUGCAUGGACACUCGCAUGUUUAGACUUACACAAGCCACAGCACCUAACGCCCCAAAAUGAACCUCCAGCUAAAUGUCAAAAUAUAUACUAAAUACUAAAUACAAACACAUAUACUCGCUACGGGCUAUGACUUUUGUGAGUGAGCAUCCGUUCUUUAAAACUCCAUAAUGUUGUACAAAGCAAAAUGCACGAGGAGCAUCAACAAACAUGACAGAGACAUUGGGAUUCAGCUUUGUCAAGGGAAAAGCGUCCAAUUUUGAAAUGUGCCUGAGGCUUUCCAGAUUAGAAUGUCAUACCAAAAUUGUACAGAGUACACUUUAUCUCACGUAACACUGAGCAUCAUUACACAGUAUGAAUGUCUAGAACAAGAGGCGGCCUUCGCAGAGGUAGAUUGUAAAGGCGACGGUGAGCCAUUUGCGCUAUUGCCUAGCUCAGUUCUUGCAUGAUGACAUUUACAAAUGAGAGUACAUUAAUUCUGAACACAUAAUUUAGAAUUCUUUAUGCACUGAAAUCAAACACAGGGGUUCAAAUAACACGUGAACUGGACAGCCUCAAGUAGCUUAAGGGUGAUUUUUCAACUGUAAAGUGCACUACAAUUUUUGUCUAUGUCUAUUCACUACUCGACAGGAAUGCCAUGUCAAGACCUAUGCCCCUGGGAGCCGGUUUGUAGUAAUGUGUAGAAAAGGUUCUGCUGAUAUACAAUCUCACUUCUGUCAUGAGGUUUGCUUGAGUGCGCGGGUGCUUUCAGAAUCAGAAUCAGAAUCAGCUUUAUUGUCAUUACGCAAGGUAACGAGAUUGAGGCCAUUCCAUACAGUGCGAUGUGUGCAUGCUAGAAAAACAAUGUGCAAAUAUAUUUCCAAUUGCUUUGAAAGGUGGGCUGCAUCGAGAGCCCUCCCCUGAUGGAGAGGCAUCAUUUACGUGCUCUACAAUCCACUAUACUGCACAAACUUUUUUGUUUAAAAUGAGGAAAUCCUCAACAGUGACCAAAACCACUUUAAGAAAGAAAUUAUUACAAGGUCAGUAUGUUAACAUAAAAGUGCACAAAUGUACAGAUGCUGCAGGUUGUGAAAGGCAAUGUCCCCUAAAAAGCAUGAAUGUAAACUUGCGAUAUUGUUUUUUUGUUGUUUUUUUGCAUUUACUUUAAGGGGGCACAGAGUAAAAGUAAGUUAAGUAGUUAUUAACAUACAUUAGAUGUUAGAGAUCAUGUAUGAUUGUAAAUAUGCGCUAUUAUUAUUUGCCGUAAUUUGCGUCAGUGGUGUCUUAGGAAGAAGGCUGCCAUGUGGAAAUUUUCCAACGUCUGAAGAUGGCGAGGAUCUUGGGGAGGAAUGUGGCACAUUAGCGGUUGGGGGUGGGAGGUGGGGGCUGGAUAUGCUGCAACAAGGAUGACAUGGACUCCUCUCUCUCUCUCUCUCCCUCCACCUCUGGUGAGGAUGCCGCUUUACUGCGGCUCAUACAAAAACGGACUCACUCUGGACUGAGGCCACAGGUGCCAAGAACACUUCAGCACUUGUAGCACAACUGUGUCUUGACUUAAAACACAGGUCCUUUUGAUUUGGCCUUUUGUUUGCUGUGAGGAAUAUGGAUACCGUUUCUGUCAUCGGCACCCAUGCAGGACACAGUCAUUGCACCAUCUUUAAUUCAUACUGACCAACAGCUAUUUUUAGGGGUUGGAAAUCCAAUGCUAAAUGUGACAGUAACAUUAUUAUUCUUUGUGUUGCCAUUUUGUGUUCAAAAUGGUUGUAUUUUCUAUUAUUUUUGAGGAAAGAAUUGUGUCCACGUGCCAUUCAGUCAAGCAAUAAAUAUGACGAAGUAGGCAAACUACAAACGACUGACAGAUUCGAUCAUAAAUGUGAAAUGCUGCAAUGAUGUUAUAUCUCAUAUAUAUUACCACUCACGAUUGAGUCUUAAGGGGUGUUUGGAUUGAAUUCUCUUUUGUAUUUUCCUUUUUUUACUUUUCUGUUGGAGUAUACACAAAUGUACCUCUGCAUAUUUGUACAGAUGUCAAAAAGAAAAGGUGGAUUUGUUGAUGAUGGUUGUCCAAGCAGACAGGGAAAAGAUUGUGUCACUGAAAGUGUAAAGUCAUGUUUCGAAGGUUUUUGUUGAACCACUACUAUUCGGGGGAGAAAUCAACCAAAAAAAUUCAACUCUUAACUUUGUUGACUUUUCUUACGAGUAAGAUUCAAAGUCGUGUUUUGAAUCUGUAAGUUAGUAACUGUAAAGUUGUACAUUGUUUUGUAAAUAGCGUCCGAGGGCUGGUUUUUACCCACUUUAUAACAGAAGCUGUAAAUGUAAAAUAAAAUUAUAUUUUAAAUUUAUCUAGGGCACUAAUUAUCCAGUAAUGCAGGUGUCUUCAUCUGUAUUACCUCACAAUGAUCCCAUAGUAAUGACUUCCGGCCACUUUCAGGGGCCGGGCUGCACACCAUCUUGACCCAGGGCUCCACGCCCUCCACCUUCCUUGUCUGCUUGAACUCUGGAGAUGUCAAAGUGAGCUUAGCACAGUCAAAAAGCAACACUGCUCGCUUCCUUCCCACACCAGCCAUGAAAGUCAAACUAGCGAGAUGCUGCGAUGCCAUGAGGCUCUCUCUGUCCUGUCAUGACUGCUGUCUUGUUGCCAGGAAACACAGCACAGCACGGCGGGGAACUGAUCUGCAGCCACACUGAUAGGAUGCGGCCAGGUCAAAUACAUGGCCAUGACGGGGGAAUGGACAGAGGAACUAGCUGAUGGGUGGAAGGCUAGACUUUUAAAUUGCAACUGAGGGAACUUUGUAAUUGGGGCAUAAGUGAGCUGUAGGGGGAGGUGGCGCAUUUAUGGAAUGGUGUGGAAUUUGAGGAAAAAAGAGGCCCAUUGCGACUGAAGGUAGGAAGUUAGUUGCACUUGAGGUCCCACUGACUAAUAGGGUUUGUGCAAAAGGGAUGAGAGCCCAAAACACAAAGCACAGUUCAUAUAAAAAGAUGGGAUGGGAGUGGUGAGGGGGUCAAGUAACAUGUCAGGGAAUUCGUUGCUGGUUAAGCCACUCUGCUUUAACCUCAGUGGCUGCAUUGAAUCAGUUCCCUUAAUGCCGUACCAUCACACUGGAAAUGACACUAUGGGAUUAUGAGCCCUUCUUUUUUUUACAAUGACAACUGAACACUGUAUAGAUUUAAAGAUGGAAUUCCCUGCAUUAUGAUGAACGUGGAUGUAUAUAUAAUGUAUCAAUAAAAAAUGACCAUGCAUUGAGCUUU